AUGGAGCUUAAAUCGUAUCUUCUCUCUGUUGGUUUUCUCAACUCAAUUGCAGAUACAUUCUUAUUCAUCCUUAGGAGAGGUGCGUCAUGUGUUUAUAUGCUGGUCUAUGUGGAUGACAUCUUGAUCACUGGAAAUGAUAAUCGUCUUCUUCAACAAACACUGGAUGCUCUAGCUCAGCGGUUCUCAGUGAAAGAUCCAGAGAAUUUGCACUAUUUCUUAGGUAUUGAAGCACGGAGAACAUCAAAAGGGCUCCAUCUCAACCAAAAGAAGUAUAUACAAGACCUUCUUGCUCGAACAGACAUGCUUCAUGCGAAGCCCGUUACCACACCAAUGGCUGCUUCUCCUAAGCUGUCAUUACACACCGGCACUCGCCUCUCAGAUCCGACAGAAUAUCGGACAGUUCUAGGAAGUCUCCAGUAUCUUGCCUUCACAAGACCUGAUCUUUCUUACGCCGUCAAUCGGUUGUCUCAGUACAUGCAUGCUCCGACGACAGAUCAUUGGCUCGCGGUGAAACGUCUUCUUCGAUAUCUUGCCGGUACGUCUACACAUGGAAUCUUUCUGCAGACAGGGAACUCAGUAACUCUACACGCCUAUUCUGACGCGGACUGGGGAGGUGACCGAGACGACUAUGUUUCCACCAAUGGCUACCUUGUAUAUUUGGGAUCUCAUCCGCUCUCGUGGUCUUCAAAGAAACAAAAGGGAGUAGUGAGAUCCUCUACUGAAGCAGAAUACAGGUCAGUUGCAAAUACAGCCUCUGAAGUUCAAUGGAUUUGUUCUUUGCUUGGUGAAUUGGGAAUUAAACUCUCUCUGCCACCGGUGAUUUAUUGUGAUAAUGUCGGAGCAAUUUAUCUUUGUGCCAAUCUUGUGUUUCACUCACGGAUGAAGCACAUUGCCUUAGACUAUCACUUUAUUCGGAAUCUAGUCCAAUCUGGUGCUCUUCGAGUGGUCCAUGUUUCCACACAUGAUCAAUUGGCCGAUGUUCUUACGAAGCCACUCUCUCGUGCGGCAUUCUACAACUGCUCAAGCAAGAUUGGAGUUUCAAGAUCACCUUCAUCUUGA
This is a messenger RNA of Microthlaspi erraticum, 1059 nucleotides long. The record is from the annotation of a GenBank genome assembly. NCBI's taxonomy places the organism in Eukaryota, Viridiplantae, Streptophyta, Magnoliopsida, Brassicales, Brassicaceae.